GAUCUUACGUGAAUUUGCCCCGUGUAUCUAAUAUCUGUCUUCUAGAAGGUCUAUUAUAUGACCCAAUAGACAGUCACACACGAGGCAAAGGCUUCAUAUACUCGCCACGCAGGUUCACUGCAGUCCCUGCAUUUUGAAAUGCUUCACGACCCCGACCCUUUCACAGAUAACAACUCCACCCUCACCACAUGGAUAUCGCAAUCUCUAUCGUAGCCGGUCUCUCCCUCCGAACCUUCCUCGUCGGCAAAAAUGUCGCUUUUGUCUGGCUCAGCCCAGCCGUCAUUGGUGCCUUCGAGGGCGUCGUGGUCCACCAGUUGUCGAGCAGGUCCAACAGCGAGGUCGAUCAUUUCCUUGCCUUUGGUCUGCGCUUGAUCAUUGAUCAUCUCCUCUCCGGGGACACCUCGAGGACGGUCAUGAUUGUUGUCUGGACAGCAAUUGGAUUCAUAACCUCUGAAGUGGUCACGCCCCGGACGACCCUGGAACCACUCCCUCCCAUCAAACGUGAACGCUCGGAAAGGCGUUAUAGAUCGUCGAGGACAACUGGCACAUCCUCUCGUAUCAGAGCAUACCAAAGUCCAACUUCCACAGACACCCUUUUGACUAGAGCAAGGACUACACCUACACCCGUUAUUCCAACCAGACUACCCGGCCUUCGUCCUUCAAAUACACCAAGGAUUCCAGUACACCGCCCACCAUCCCCUCCAAGCACAUUCCUUCGAGAUGGAUCAGACACCCUAUCUCCCAUUCCACCACCUCUACACCCCCUCGAACUCUCGCCAACACGGCCGCCCACCGGUCUCGCUGUCUGCCUCGAAGCGGACUCGGGUGGCAGCACUCCCUCGCCUAAAGGCGUCCUCCCCACGCCCCCUCAAAGCGCACCAUCCGAAAAUGUAGACUAUACAACACGAGAAACAGGGUCCCCUCGUCGACUUUCUACUAUUCAGGAGAUCUCGUCAGACCAGGAAAUGUCUCCUCGUACGCGACGUACCAAUUCUGGUUCUCGCGCACUGGAGCCAGAAGUGCCUGUCCAACCACCACCACCACCGUCGCAACCAGCGGUAGCGGCACCAGCCCCCUCAGGUUCUCGUCCGUCACAAUCGGGCGCAAGCUCAGAAAAGGGGAACCACACUCGACCUGGCUCACCAUUACCGGUGCCAAACCUCACCUUGGACGGCUUCGCCCUCUCGCAACCCUUCAAACCCGAUGACGAAAUACAACACAGCACGCCCUACUCACAGACCAUGCAAUCUGCCCCUGUCCCCGUCCCCAACCUCACCACAUCAAACUGGCAACCUUGCGCGGGGAGCCAGGCGGCACAAGAGGACGGUGAUUUGUUGUCUCCACUGAGCGAUGGUCCUGAAUUCGGAGCUCGCCAUGCACGGAAUCCCCAGGACCCUCCGACUGAGGAGCUACUGUCGCCCCUCAGCGAUGGGCCGGAAUUCGGUGCAUCGCAUUCGAGAGGGGCUUCCGCACCUCCACGUACGCCUGACCCCGACGACCUGCUAUCACCUGUCAGCGAAGGGGAGGAGUUUGACGAACUGCGUACGCCUCCUCCAAGAGGUUACAAGAGAGGUACUAGCGGCAAGGGCAAGGGCAAAGCCUCAAGCAGCAAUAUCAGAGUCCCCCAAGAAAUUUCAGAUGACCCAUUACGCACUCCUCCAGAGCUUAGGUCACCUGAAGCAUUUUCCCCUUUACUGGUGGACGAACCUCUAGCUUCAGGCUCGAAAACACCUCCAGCUCGAUUAGGAUCGACCUCCACAAGCCACACGAGGACAUUCGGAAACCCAACUGGAUUCCAGCCUUUUGCCGCUAUCGACACAGGAUUCGACCUCGACCUUGAACCGCCAUCAAUUCCAGGUUCGAUGCCUUCGCCCGUUGCUCCUCUUCCUCCUCAGGGUGACCAAAACGAUGACGACGAAGCACACGGCGGACCUCCAUCCGACCCUGAAACGGUCCUCUCGAACGCAACGAGUAUCCUCUCCACACGAAAGCCGAAAAGCUGCGGAAAGACGCGAGGAACCUCGAGAAGGACCUGCAGUUCCUCCGGCACGAGUAUCAGAAAGCGAUGA
Messenger RNA from Coprinopsis cinerea okayama7#130, 2069 nucleotides. RefSeq lists its product as hypothetical. Bases 189 to 2069 code for a protein of 626 amino acids. The transcript is spliced from 2 exons. Lineage: Eukaryota; Fungi; Basidiomycota; Agaricomycetes; Agaricales; Psathyrellaceae. The record is from RefSeq and is a predicted model, not a curated record.